AUUACAGAUAUUUACAUUUGAGGCACAGAGAAAGCGACAGUAUACAUACCUGAGAAAGUUGCACUGUAAGGGUCCAGAAAAAGAUUGCCGGAGGCUCCUGCAUCAUGAGUUCUGAAACAACUGGAGAAACUACAACACUGAAGACAGAUGAAGGAGCCACAUCUGUUGCUACUAAUCCCACUUCAGUUCAAGGGGAGUGGAAGUGCCCCCUGAGUGAUCGUCACAUUCAUAGAGAUGAUAUGAGAAAGGUUUGGAAAGAAUGCCAUGAGGAGAGCUUCUGGUACAGAGCCCUUCCCUUCUCUCUGGGCAGCAUGGCUGUCACCGGUGGUCUGAUCUACAAUGGUAUCUGGAAAUCAUCAAAGCGAUUUGGUCCCUUUCCAAAACUAGCAGUUGCUGGGAUCCUUGGUUAUGCAGUGGGAAAAGCAUCUUAUGUUGGAACUUGUCGAAGCAAAUUCCAGCAGCUUGGCCUUUGGGAUGGACCAGGAUUUGGACCCUGGUCUAAUGGAGGUCGCCCAGGGCAUUUUAGUAACUCUGGUCCUGGACACAGAUCCUGCCACCAUGUGUGUGAAGAAUGUAAGAAAACGGCUCAGGCUGCACCUGCAGAGGAAGUUAAAAGUUAGAGAGUCAUUGAAGGACUGACCGUCAGCAUGGCUCUGCCAGUAGCAGCUUUAUUGUUUAUUAAAUGUUCUAAAUAGUGCAUACAAUUUGUCUCUUUUCAUCUGUUCUGAUAAACUGUACCUGAUAUUCAUUCAUGUCAAACUAUGCACAAAGUUCCGCUAGGGGGAGCUGCUAUCCUUCCAAUCAUAGAUCUUUUGAUCUUUAUUUUGUUCAGUGUUUCAAUUAUCAGCUGCAACAUACUUUUGCAAAAGAGAAUAAAAUAUUGUCUAACAU
This is a messenger RNA of Toxotes jaculatrix (banded archerfish), 891 nucleotides long. RefSeq names its product OCIA domain containing 2 (gene ociad2). Lineage: Eukaryota; Metazoa; Chordata; Actinopteri; Toxotidae. Gene Ontology annotation, cellular component: mitochondrial inner membrane. The transcript is spliced from 7 exons. Bases 105 to 620 code for a protein of 171 amino acids. The record is from RefSeq and is a predicted model, not a curated record.